GCGGCAAAGAUGGCGACGAUGGCAUCUUCCCGUGAGGCAGCUUCCCGGCAGAACUGCGCCUCCGUUGCCCGAAGCGCCGGUUGCCUUGUCUAAUUUCAUGACCGUGCCAAUCGUUGCACGCGGAAUUCGAAAAUAACGUCGUCCGGGAUCUUCGAGGAGCUGUUUAAGUUUGCGAAACCUUUCGUCGAGACGGACGUUCUUCUUCUAACGGCGACCUUUUUCUUUUUUUAUUAUUCCCUUAAUUUGAUUUGCGUCUAUCGAAUGAUCCGUUUUGGGAUUGAAUGAGGAGCAUGGAUCAAAAUGACGGGAUCAAGCCAAAUGCGAAAAGGUUUCCCAUAUUUUGGCCGGUUGCAGUGGAAAGCGAUAACGGUCUUCUGGGCUGCCACGGCCGUCACUCACUUGCAAGAAAGCUCUACACUUUCUGGAUGCGAGACCUCAAAAGGCUGAUGAACCACCGACCGAGAGGGAACGAACCGUACGUUCCGACGGAAGUGGAACACUUGGCCAAUGUUACUACGCACGCUCUGAGUAUACUGCCUAGCUUCUUCGGCCUCAAGUUCCUGGUGCAGAGGGCACACACGCCCACUCAUUACACGGCAGCACUCAUCUAUGGAGCCGCUCUCGUCCUCCUCUUCGUCGUCUCCUCACUCUUCCAUUCCAUACACUUCUUAGGGAAGCUCAAUACGCUCCCUGCAUCCAUGUGCAGGGCCUUGAGGGAAAUCCUGCAUCGCUGCGAUCGAGCUGCCAUCUACAUCUUCAUUGCAUCGGCCUACACACCCUGGUUAUUGUUGAAAGAAUACAGCUCCUGGGGUCAGAAGCAGCUAUAUGUCGUGUGGUUACUAUGUCUACUGGGUAUCGCUUAUCAGAACAUAUUUCAUGAAAAGUACAAAACCCUCGAGGUGCUUAUUUACAUGGCGUCUGCACUGGUGCCGGCGUCUGCAACGUUUUCAAUGCGUCCAGCAACUGGAUUAAAAGAAAUCAUCUACGGUGGUUGCCUCUACUUCGUUGGAGUGCUAUUUUUCAAGCUGGAUGGAAGGCUCCCUUUCGCACACGCCAUAUGGCAUUUAUUUGUCAACGCUGCAACGAUGGUGCACUACCAAGCUGUUUAUCGCUACCUCUUCAAUGCUGUAUCCCACGAGCACUAGUAUUAUCAAUGCAGACGACACAGGAGAACAUUCGAUAUGAGAAUGCAAAUCUAGCAGACAAGCUUACGAGUCUCCGACAUUCUCAAACUUUUAGUUUCCUUUCAACUUGUGUGUGCAACCACACCUAAGUUUUAUAGGACAAUGCAGCCGCCAUCAAUCUAGACAUUGUAGACAGGCUGAAUGCACUGCCCCCAGUUCUCAAGCCUACGGGGAACGUUGAGAUUACAUUCCCCGGUGCUAUAUUGCCCACAUUGUAUAUUUUUGUGCAAUACUACAGAAACGGUCUUAUACAUCGUUCUACGUGGUCGUGCUGUUAGUAAGAUUUGUUGAAAAUUUGUCCUCAAAUGUGUGCUGCACCUUCAGACUUUGCCUGCAUCGAUGUAAGCAGCUUUUGCUGUCCUACACUGCUGAAAUAUGAUGGCAGACACGUCUGAAUACACACACAGUGUUUGUGUGUGCAAACAUGUCUGCCAUCUUAUUUCAGCCCUUGACACAUGUGCCAAGAAAAUAGAGGAAAUCAAAAUGUGCCUGAUUAGAUGGUGCCAAAAAUGUUGCCAAACAUUUGUUUUGUUCUGCCAUGAUGUCGUUGUCAACAGUUGUCCUCACUGUACGAUAGCACAUGUGCUGCCCCCUAUGAAUAUUUUUGCCCAGGGACUGUUGCGAUAUAAUGUCUUGCAUGAGAAGCGUGGAGUGCGUGUACGACACGCCCCUCAAGUUAAUGUGAUAAAUGGUCUAAACACCAUUAAAUGGGCAGUGAACUGACUUCGAAGCCACAAGUACAUAACUGGAACGACACGUUCGGAGAAUGGGUACAGGACGCACAUGUCUUCGAUACUUCAAUACAGACUGUAUGCCACAUAUUUUCACUGUUGCUGAUACGCCAACCCUCCCUUGUCUCAUUGUUCUAAAGCCGCGCAGAAUGUGCAUAUUCAAUUCACGUUCUCCUUGAGCACUUGUUUUGUAAAUAAAAUACUUUGGAACCCA
This is a messenger RNA of Ornithodoros turicata, 2129 nucleotides long. Its product is annotated as monocyte to macrophage differentiation factor 2-like. The record is from RefSeq and is a predicted model, not a curated record. The transcript is spliced from 8 exons. NCBI's taxonomy places the organism in Eukaryota, Metazoa, Arthropoda, Arachnida, Ixodida, Argasidae. Gene Ontology annotation, cellular component: membrane. Bases 282 to 1145 code for a protein of 287 amino acids.